Messenger RNA from Rhineura floridana, 2486 nucleotides. RefSeq names its product purinergic receptor P2Y14 (gene P2RY14). NCBI's taxonomy places the organism in Eukaryota, Metazoa, Chordata, Lepidosauria, Squamata, Rhineuridae. Gene Ontology annotation, cellular component: membrane. Gene Ontology annotation, biological process: G protein-coupled receptor signaling pathway. The record is from RefSeq and is a predicted model, not a curated record. Gene Ontology annotation, molecular function: G protein-coupled purinergic nucleotide receptor activity. The coding region runs from base 384 to 1394 and encodes 336 amino acids. The transcript is spliced from 3 exons.
CACUCAGAUAGUUCAAAGCUGUCCCUUGUGGAAGAAUAAGAGAACUGGCCAGCUGCAUUAUUUGACACUUAACCCAUACUUGGCAGCAGUAAGAGACACUACUAACAACAGAUUUUUCAAGUCCAAUUUUGGAGUUAAGAAGUACCAGGAUUUUUAAACCAGGCAGUUCAGGAACAGCAAGGAGCAUUAUUCCUGCAUGGAUUUGGAAACAUAUUUUAUAGUUACUUAAUUAAUAGCUUGAAAGGAUACCGGACUAUCUAUAUUGACCUACUCAAGAACAGCACAGUCCAUGUAUUCCAUAGAACAGAAAGCAUCGGAACAUUAGCAGCGAACUGAAUAGACAAAACGACACACAAAAUCAAGGAACUGAAAAUGUACUAGAGAUGCUCAAUUCAAGCAAUACUUCUGGAAACCACUGCAUUUAUAGUGAAAUAAUAAAGAAGCAAGCUCUUCCAGUGGCCUAUGCUUUCAUUUUUCUAGGAGGAAUCCUUUUAAAUGGGGUGGCAGCCUGGGUUUUCCUAUACAUUCCUAGCAAAACAAGUUUUAUCGUCUAUCUCAAGAACAUUGUCAUCGCUGACCUCAUCAUGAGCUUAACGUUCCCAUUUAAAAUUUUUGCUGAUUCAGAAAUUGGACCUUGGCAGCUCAGUGUUGUUGUCUGCCGUUUUUCUGCUGUUAUUUUUUACCUAAACAUGUAUAUCAGCAUAACACUGUUUGGUCUCAUAGGCUUCGACAGAUGCUACAAAGUUGUGAAGCCGCAGUUCGUCACCUCUUUUCACACUGUUCGAUGUAGCAAAAUUAUCUGCGUAGUUGUGUGGGCACUACAAAUAUUUAUAUCAUUCCCUAAUAUUAUUUUAACGGAUCAAAGUCCUACCAAAGACAAUUCGAAGAAGUGUGUGAACCUCAAAAGCACUCUUGGAGUCCACUGGCACACGACUUCAAAUUACAUCUGCCUAGGAAUUUUUUGGAUCGUGUUUCUUCUCUUAAUAGUCUUUUACAGUUCUAUAGCAAGAAAAAUAUAUAUAUCCCACCAAAAAUUCAGGAGAAACUCCAAGCUGACAAGGAAAAAAACCAAUCGGAAUAUUUUCACCAUCAUGUUUGUCUUUAUCAUUUGUUUUGUUCCAUAUCACAUUGGCAGAAUCCCAUACACAUUAAGUCAAACUUCGUCACAGUAUACCUGCCAAACACAAAAAAUGCUGUUCUACAUAAAGGAACUUGCUCUGCUACUAUCUGCUGCAAAUGUUUGCCUUGAUCCUAUUAUUUAUGUAUUUCUUUGCCAACCCUUCAAGGAAAGAUUGUACCAAAAAUUGCACCUUAAGUUGAAGGUAUCUGAGGAAUUAGAAAACUCUAGAUCGAGAAGGUCAAAUGCAAUUUGUGACACAAUAAUUAUUCCAUAAAUUCUGAUACUAAGCUAUUAAAAUAUGCUAAGAAGAUGGGCAAGUGGUUAAAUUAAGACACCAAUUUAAGACUGACCAAUGAAAUAUUUGUACACUGAAUUAUCAAUUAGCAACAUUGCCUCUGGCACGACUGGAUCAUGCACAUGGAUUUUUAUCUCAUACCUGAACCGGACUAACAAAAUGGAUGGCUAUAGCUUACAUAGGAUGGUUGUAUCAGUAUUCUGAAUGAACUGAUUAUUUCACUUGGCUUCUCAAAUCUUUAUUAAUACAUUUGUAUUCCAGACUCAUACAAACAUGAGUAUUAUGUGCAUUAUGUGCUUGAAUUUAUAUCAAAAAUUUUAAAAAAUGUUUAUUUUUCAGAAAAAGCUACUUUUAAAAGAAACAAUCCGAUUUUAGAAAUAUUACUAGAACCAAUCCUUUAUCAGAAUAGUUACAAGUAUAUUUCUGCAUUUCUCCAAUAAAAAAUCCUUCCACUCUGCUUCACCCCUUCUCUUUUGCAAACACGCCUCUUCAAGUAAAAUAGAAUUCUCACAACUUCAAAGGUCCCAUCAGGCAUCCUAGUGACAGUCUAUAUAUAAAGUUAAAUAGGUAAAACAACCUUGUAUCAAGAGGAAUCAGGUGUGGCAUAUAUAGCCUGAUCAAUGCUUUGGGAAGCCAUGGCUUCUGUUCAAAUAAAGGCUGCAGGUGUAAGUUCAGUCCUAAAUCACCACAGCAAAAGGCUGUAACUAUCGUGUCAGUUCGGCAACUGGGACUUACCCAGCAGCUUUGAGGCCUUGUGUAGUAUGCAUCAGAGCAAGACCUACACUGACCAGCAGUUGAUCAUGGGUGGAAGUCUAGAAGACAAGACAUGAAAGGGGGCAAGCUUGGUGCUCAGAGUUAGGCGGGCCAUGAAAACAGUUCCCCUUUACAAGGUGCCAUUUCUGAAUCUCAACAAUAUGGUGCAGGAAAGUUUCAACUGUGUUCAUUUGGAAUUUGUGUAGUAUCUUCAGCAUCAAGGGCUAGAUUUGGUAGAAACUAGAUCAUCAGGGAGUCAGAGGUCUGGCACCCUCUAGUGGUACAUUUGAGAUUCAUCGUCAGCACUGUUGAAAGAAG